Messenger RNA from Nannochloropsis gaditana CCMP526, 1509 nucleotides. RefSeq names its product mitochondrial-processing peptidase subunit beta. Bases 30 to 1472 code for a protein of 480 amino acids. The transcript is spliced from 3 exons. Gene Ontology annotation, molecular function: metalloendopeptidase activity; metal ion binding. Gene Ontology annotation, cellular component: mitochondrion. Gene Ontology annotation, biological process: proteolysis. The record is from RefSeq and is a predicted model, not a curated record.
ACAGGGAGACGUCCUGCGCUACUGAGUAAAUGAAGUGCAGUAAGAAUGUCCUCCAGAUGCUCUCGCGUCGGCGGAGUGCAGCGUCAUCAUCCCUCGUCUUGCCGGGACCCGGCAUCAAGGGUGAAAGGUUCUUAUCGGCAUACAAAGGGAGGAGCUUGGAGGUGAAUACUCCCGCGACGGAGGUGACAAAGCUAUCAAGCGGAUUGCGCGUUGCAUCAGAGAUGCAGACCUCGCAUGGUGAGACAGCAACAGUGGGUGUUUGGAUAGACGCGGGAAGCCGGUAUGAGACUGCGCUGAAUAAUGGCGCCGCACAUUUCUUGGAACACAUGGCAUUCAAGGGCACACAACGACGUGCUCAGUAUGACAUAGAGGUUGAGAUAGAAAACAUGGGGGGACACUUGAAUGCGUACACUUCGCGGGAACAAACAGUCUACUAUGCCAAGGUAUUCCGAGGAGAUGUGGAGCGCGCCAUGGACAUCCUCAGUGACAUUUUGCAGCACUCGGUGUUUGACGAACGUGCCGUGAUGCGGGAGCGCGACGUAAUCCUCCGAGAGAUGGAGGAAGUGAACAAGCAGAAAGAGGAGGUCAUCCUGGACUACUUGCACGAGACGGCUUUUCAAGGCACUGGCCUUGGGCGGACCAUUCUGGGGCCGGAGGAGAACGUGAAAAGCCUGCACAGAGAGGCAUUGAAAGACUACAUCCGCACACACUACACGGCUCCGCGAAUGGUGAUAGCGGGGGCGGGGGCCAUCGAGCACGGCCGGCUGGUGGAGCUGGCGGAUAAAUACUUCGGAAACUUGCCGCGCCAGGCGCCCCCCGGAGCAGAUACGGGAAUGGAGGCGGCGGUUUUUGUCGGCAGUGACAAGCGAGUGCACUCGGAGGAAGAGAGCGAGGCGCAUGUGGCACUGGCCUUCAGAGGCGCAGCCUGGACGUCGGAAUUCGCGUUUCCGCUCAUGGUGCUGCAGACCAUUAUGGGGUGCUGGGACCGGUCGAGUGGGGCGAGCCGGCAGAUGACCGGGCGGCUAGGGCAGGCUGUGAUGGAGAGAGAGCUCUGUCAUUCCUACGUGACCUUCAACACGUGCUACAAGGACAUGGGCCUGUUCGGGCUCUAUGCCGUGGUGCCGCCGGAGAAGCUCAGGGACUUCUCGGGGGCGAUGACGGAGCACCUUGUACGGAUGGCGCACGACGUCACUCCCGCGGAGGUGGAGAAGGCCAAGACGCAGCUCAAGUGCACACUGCUGAUGCAGCUUGACUCCUUUGCACACGUGUGCGAGGACAUCGGCCGGCAGAUGCUGACCUACGGGCGGCGAAUGACGCCCGCCGAGAUCUUCGCCCGCAUCGACGCCGUCCAGGCGGAGGAUGUUAAGGCCACGGCCAUGGCUUACAUCGUGGACGAGGACCACGCCCUGGCGGCCAUCGGCCCCGUGGCAAACCUCCCCGACUACGACUGGAUUCGGCGGCAGUGCUUGUAGACAUGGGAAAUAUCAGUGCGGCAAAAGAAGAAAACUC